Messenger RNA from Parus major (Great Tit), 1973 nucleotides. RefSeq names its product cysteine-rich venom protein TEL1-like. NCBI's taxonomy places the organism in Eukaryota, Metazoa, Chordata, Aves, Passeriformes, Paridae. Bases 1 to 963 code for a protein of 320 amino acids. The transcript has 10 exons. The record is from RefSeq and is a predicted model, not a curated record. Gene Ontology annotation, cellular component: extracellular region.
AUGAGAAACCACACAAACCAGAGAGGAGCUACAGAAUUUCUCUGUGACGAGAGGAACAGAGAAGAUGAAUUCUUCAGGGAUGUUCAUGAGUUAUUCCCUUCCUCCACCAAAAUUUCCUCACCUUUUGUUGCACAUUUAUCCCAGCAAGGAAACAGGAGAGCUAUAAAUCACCCUCCAGUGAAGAAUUCCAGCCAAUUCCACAACUACCUGGUGAAGAAAGAACAGAAGAAAGUUCUGAUCUUCCUGGAAACAACAGAGAUGAUUCUGCCAGUGGUGUUCCUGUGUUUCACAGCUGUGCUGCCUCCCUCCACUGGACAGGAAGCUGAAGCUCUCAGUGCUCUGUCAAGCAGCAGAGCAGAGCAGCAAAAGCUGAUUGUUGACAGACAUAAUGCCCUCAGGAGAGGAGUAAAACCAACUGCCAGCAACAUGAUGAAGAUGGAAUGGUGUCCUCCAGCUGCAGAGAAUGCCCAAAAUUGGGCCAAUCAAUGUACUUUAAGGCACAGUCCCCCUAAUCUGAGGAGAACCAAUGUACUUUGUGGUGAAAAUCUCUUCAUGUCCUCUGCCCCAUUCUCAUGGCCAGAUGUUCUUCAGGCCUGGUACAAUGAGAAGAAAAAUUUUGAAUAUGGAAUUGGGGCAAAAACAAAAGGUGCUAUGUUUGGCCAUUACACUCAGAUGGUUUGGCACAAUUCCUAUAAAAUUGGAUGUGGUUUUGCUUUCUGCAGUAACACUACGUACAGUUAUUUUUACGUCUGCCAGUACUGCCCCGCGCUGAAGUUCUUCCUAAACUUCUCCAGCAUGGAUUCCUUCCGUGCUUCCAUUCCUUCAGGAUCAGACAGCUGCAACAUGUGUCCUCCACAGGGUCACAAGUCCAGUCAGGAGCCUGAUCCAGGGAAACCUAAUAAGUUCAAUGAAGACACCCUACAAGGAAGGAGAGCCCUGCGGGGAUUGCCCCAAUGCUUGUGAGGAUGGAUUAUGCACCAACCCUUGAAAGUUUGAAGAUACUUUUUUCCAAGACUCCUGGCAAAGUGUCCAGGAUGUAACCAGAGCUUUGUCAAGGUCACUUCUCUGCUCUUGUCAAUUCAAAACUGAAAUAAAAUAACAGGCUCAAUUUUUACCUUCCUGGACAUCCAUCUCCUUAAUGAAUUCUUCCACAAACAUUGAUUUCAUCCUGCCUCUCUAACAUGUGCAGAAGGACUGACUUGAGUACAGUGACUCACACAAGAAAAAUCUGUAGGAUGAUGUAUAUAUUCUAUUUAUAUAAUGGCCCAGAAUAUGGUAGAAAUCUUAAUUUAAAUUUGUUGGUUGUUUGCCAGAUAUAUUUAAUUAUUAGCUUUUCUCAUCUUUCUUUUCCCAAAAUGUUAUCUAAUAAACAUUUUUUAAAGGUCUUUGGUUCCAUAUGUUUAUUAUGUUCUUGGCAUAGUGGAUAGUGCUUGGUCAUGUAACUACUUUUAACUUGAUUGAAAAUUUAAACUAUUGUACUGUUAACAGGACCACAAGAUAAACAGGAAUGCUUGAAAUAUGUAAUUCUUAAAAGAAAUUAGGAGGGCAGAGCAGUUUCCUCUAGAUCUAUUCUGGUUUAGAAUCUGUUGCUGGCAUAUGUUCUACUGUAAAAUGCUCAGUUGUGAAAAAACACAAAAAAUACCCCAAAGAAACAAACUAAAUGUAGUUAAUUUAAAUUAAGGCUCCUGUUUGUAGUGCUAGAUUGCAUUUAAAUACAGGUAACUAAACCUGCCUUGUAAAGAAAAAGGAGUGUCUGAGAAAAGGGCUUGAUUCACAACAACAGAUAAUCAAAAGGGGGAAGGUCCCUGCAUUUGGAAACUUUGUUUUUCAUAACAAGUAGACACGUGUUCCAAAAGUUUUUAAUAUCUUCUUUUGCUGUAUCAGUUUCUAAAUUAAUCAUUCUUCACUGACCAGUUCAUCAUAAUUUUCAUUCUUUCUUAUUACCAAGAAAUAAAAUUCUCUAAACUUCACCA